Heterobilharzia americana is the source of this 4320-nucleotide messenger RNA. NCBI's taxonomy places the organism in Eukaryota, Metazoa, Platyhelminthes, Trematoda, Strigeidida, Schistosomatidae. The record is from the annotation of a GenBank genome assembly.
AUGAAAACUCACGCUUGGUUGCAAGCAUCGCCUGCUGUAGAAGUUUCCUCAUUCUAUGGUGUAGACUUGGUUGGUUUGUCUCCUGAUCCUUUACCUGGUUCUGCUGUUGAUGACGAGAAACCAGAAAUAUGUGAUCACAAGCUCGAUAAAAACUUUUGUCUUCACUACUUCCCGCAACGUGAAACUUUCAAAAAUGCUCAGUCGGAGUGCCUUCGUUGGAACCUUUCUCUCGCGACUGUGCUGACAAACAGGCAACAGGAGUUCCUGAUAAACGUUCAGAGAAACUCUGAAAAUCCGAUACGUGAGCUAUGGAUUGGUUUGUAUAUUGGACACGACAAUUUAUUUUGGGCAUCUAAAUAUCCUGCUAUCCCACAGAUAUUCAUUUCUGAACAACCAAAAACGUUUGAAGGAUGUGCUAUGUCUAAUGCAUCUUCUGGAAGUAUUUCGACUUGGAAGUUUAUUCCAUGCGAUACAAAGCUUAGCUUUGUUUGUGCUGCUGUUCCUCAAGUAUUCUACCGACAUCCCUUUGCUGACCAGAAGACCUUCAGCUGUCCUUCUGGUUACAAAUUGUUUGAUAAAAAUUGCUAUAUGCUUAAUGAAGACCCCUCUCAUAGAUUAACAUGGGAAGAAGCUAAUAAACAAUGUAAAACUUCAGAUACUACAUCAUCUCUUGCCACCAUUGCAUCUCCUAUGGAACAAGAUGCCUUGUCGGUGCUCAUCGCUCGUUCUCCUUAUCCAGUAUGGAUCGGCAUGUUUCUCCAUCAGGAUGAACGUAAAUGGAUUAAAGGUGAUGCUAUCAAUUUUACGAAUUGGUAUCCUAAACAAAUACGGGGUAUUGAUAAGCCAUUAUGCACAAUGAUGCACCAACGACCACGACAUCUUGGACAGUGGGAAGAAGUAAAUUGUUCUCUGCCCUUAAAUUAUGUUUGUCAAGUUGCAGCUAAACCUUCAGUUAAUGGUAUUCUGGCUACAUCUAGUAUCCUAACUCAAGGUGCAUGUCGAGAUGAUUAUUAUGAGUACAGUGGUCGGUGCUAUCACUUAUAUCUGAAUGAUGAUGGUAAAAUGGCCUCUUGUGGUAUCAAAUUAUCACCGUAUUCUAGUGAUGAAUCUGCUUUCAUGCGAUUGUUACUGCAAACCACAUCUAACUUAUCAACUGAUCAAGCAUGGACUGGAGUCUCACUUGUAUUCGAUUUGAAAUCUAAAUCUAAGUUGUACUACAGGACAGAGAAUAACGAUUCAUUUUAUGAUGCUAUGGUACACAAUUUUUAUAAUUUGCCCCACAUACGAAUGAUGGAUUUAUUUGUAGCUCAAGAAAAUCGUCUGUGUAUAUCUAUUAAUCGUGAUAGUGUGGCUGUGGAUGUGCUGAAUUGUUCCCUCAAGUUGCCGUCAGUAUGUGGUUAUUCUUUGCCUAAUCAUAAGCCUCACUUUCUGGAAGACGUUGCUGGUUCCUUAUCGUCAUGUCCUAAACAGUGGAUUCAAUAUGGUCAUAAGUGUUUAUCACCAAUCCGUUCCACGCCUCUUACCUGGUCGUCAGCUGAAAAGGACUGUUUAAACUCUGAUGAUGUCGGAGUUCAUGGCAAGGCCCAUUUAGCCUCUAUUCACAGCCCAAAUGAGCAAACUUUCAUUGGUAAUUUAUUUGGCGUGACAGAUAUUUGGAUAGGUCUACGAGUCAGUCAUGAAUUGAUGAAUAACAGGUCAGUUUUCGUAAAUAAAUCUAGUCUAUAUUGGACCGAUGAAAGUCCCAUAGACUAUUUAUCGUUCGCUCCUGGUGAACCUAGUAGACACUUUUCAGACGGAGCUAUUGAAAGUUGUUUUAUAUCACUUGGCCAUACACAUGAUUGGAAUGAUGUGAGUUGUGAUUCACGUCAUUUAUAUCUCUGUCAAAUAUCAUUAAAAAUGCUACGUCGUUUGAACCAACACAUAAUCAUAUUUCAAAGCCGACCUACAAGGAAUUCACAAUCCGCAACAUAUUUUGAAGCAGAUAAUGAAUGUCGCAGUUAUAAUAUGACUUUAGCAACUAUCCCAAGUGAAGAACAUCAAAAGUUCAUUAUGAACACUUUGAAGAAAACGACCAAUGCUGGUAACGUAUCACACGUUUAUAUUGGGCUUUUCACUAAGAUUGAUAAAUUAUUGUGGACAUCUUUGUAUGGUGCAAUACCAAUUACUUUCUGGCAGCCGAAAUUUCAAAAUAUUGUUAAGCAAUGUGCUUACGUAGAUACAUACAUUGAUGGUUUAUUAACAUGGGGGACAACGGAGUGUAAUCAAGCGUUACCAUAUUUAUGUUCAACUAGUAUGAUGCCCCAAAACACUUCAUCUACUGAAGAAGCCUAUAAAAGCUUAUCGUUCUUUAGUUGUCCUGAAAAUUUCACUUUGGUAUCUGGAAGUUGUUUCAUGGUGGAUACAAAUGAAGCUGACACAAUGGAUUGGGCAACUGCUAAUAGAGCAUGCCAAACUCAUGAUUCUGGUGCUCAUCUGGCGACUGUCUUAUCAGACAACCAGCAAGAUGGUUUGAUUGUUCUUAUUAGUGAUCGAUCAGUGUCUGUAUGGAUAGGCUUACAUUCUGAAAGGAAUAUCCAUACAUGGAUAGGUGGGGAUGAUGUUGUCUACACAAAUUGGAAGCCUGCAGAACCAAAUACUAACGGGACUAGCUGUACAAUAAUGCAUCAUGAAUCGAACGUUAUUGGUAAAUGGAGUGAUGAACCAUGCAGCAAGAAAUUCGGCUAUAUCUGUGAGACUAAGCCUUUGAAUACACCAUAUAAAAAAAAAGUUUCGCGGCUUCUGGGAAUAUUAGAGCAAGGUUCUUGUGAAUCUGGUUUCUACAUGUUUAAUAACUCGUGUUACUCUGUAAUACCAGCACACAAUUCAGUACGUAGUACUACUGACUUCCGUGAUGAAAUAAGUGGUCAUUGUUUACUACAUACUCAUGCUACUGGUGCAAAUUGCUCCCCGCACCAUGAAAACUUCGGCACAAUACUUUGCCCUAUACUGGCGACCCCGCAUAGUCAAGCUGAGGCAGCAUUCAUGCGUAUUUUAUCACGAACAUUCGGUUCUAAUGACAGUGUUUGGGUUGGUUUAAAACUAAACCGCACGUUGAGUUCGGGUCAACUUCUGUCUGAAGACGGUUCUUUACACGAUGCUUCAAUCAGUGGCAAUUUAAUUCAAAUGAGGAGUUGUUCAAAUCUGUUACCUGCAAUUUGUACAUACACUCUUAAGAAUAGUGUUUCAUCUGUGAAUGAUAAGCACACAGUUGACUCACUAUCAUGCCCAAAUAGUUGGAUAUCAUUCAAGGAUAACUGUUAUUGGUUACCACCUAUAUUAGAAAGGCGAAACUGGUCUAGUGCUGAACGUCUGUGCCAAGAACAAGGCAGUUUGACUUUGAAGAAAUCGCCAAGUUAUGGUCAUUUGACUUCAGUUCACUCAACUGAAGAGCUACAAUUUCUCAUUAACCAGUCACUAUCAUCAUCGUUUUGGACUGGCCUAAAAGUAUUCGUGAAUUCUGAUGUUCCGCAGUUAUCAUCAGUGAACUUAGCUUGGAGUGAUUAUUCAGCGUUUGAUUUUUCGGUAUUUCCACCUACCACUCCAAUCACAAGUACUACAACAGAGUCUACUGGUAAUCCUGCAUUUCAUUUGCUUUCUCAUCUGAAGAAUCCAGAAAGCUGUGUCUCAGUCAACGAUCAACAUUAUUCGUGGGAUAUUGCUAAUUGUAUUGAAGAAAAAAGUUUUAUAUGUCAGUUACCUAAAAUUGCUUUGCUGCCUACUACUAUCGACAAUGCGACAGUCUUUGAGAAUUGUACUCCAGUUGAAUGCUUACAUCCGAUUUCCAGGCUAAAAGUCCUGUGCACUGGUUCAAUGGAUUCAUGCUGUUUAUAUUUAUCACUGCAUGCUGCAUAUUCAUUAUAUUCCUGUAUUGGCCGUUAUCAACCGUUUGGUCGAUAUCGUACAUCACGUAAACGCAUGACAACAUUAUAUUUUGGCAAUACCAAUAAUACUACUGGUAUACUGGAUGAUAAUGCUACAGGAAAUUCAUCUUCAGUAAAUAAUAAUGAUAUUCCUGAAAGUUUUCUUUCAUCCACUACUGACAAGUUAUCAUCUGGACAACAGUCUGUUAAAAAAGAUGAUAAGGCUAAUUUCAUUUCACUGCAAACUAGUGGACCAAGAAAGUUAACUGAUGCUGAUAAAUCGACACCAAAUGACAAAUUUACACUAUCUGCGUUAAACUUAAGCCGUACUGCUGCUUCAAUCGGCUUUAUGAAUCCAAUUUAUGUACCAUUAAAUGAUGAAUGUAUAGAGGAUAAUUAUGAUCCUGAGCCGACAAAUUAG